UGAAACGACGUGGUGAAGUGAAUGACGGUGUGUGUCUCUGCUGCGGGGUUCGGCUCCAUUUGAGGCGUUCAAAAACAGUGAUUGUUCUUGGUUUACCCACGUUACCGGAAGUUGGCUAAGUGAGACAAGUGACGAAGUUUCCGAGUAACUAGAGUGUCUAGUAGCGUAGUUAUGAUAUUGUAACGACACUUAUCGUCUACUGAGAUCGCAGUUCUUCUAGCUUCACUGUACCCAGAAUCUUGCAUCCAAUGACGACAUUGACCACACGCCCGAUCCCUUUGCUUCCGCUCGUUUUGCCGAUUCCCAUGUAUUGUAAUGAUCGGCCUUCCUCGACAGGAUCAGGAUCGCCACCUUCGUCUCUUGGGGUUGGUCUGGGGCAGUCUGACAGUCUCUUGCUCGAGCGUCACCAUGAAGUGACCAGCCCCAGGAUUAGCAGUGCCGGAAGCUCCUAUAGCCGGAAUUGCGGCAAUUCUCCAAUCCGGAUGGAUUCUAGCGUCUUAAUUGAUCAGGAAAGCCGACGGACGCGUAGUUUUUCGCAUAUGGAACACGAUCACAAUCGGGACAACUGUGAUAAGAUCAAUGACCGUAUGAGUUGUUGUAGUGAUGACAGUGAACUUUCUGUAGGUCAGGAAGAAUGUUGUGACAAUGGAAGUGCUGCCACCGGGUCGGUAUCCAAGCGAAGCAGGUUCAGUGGAACAGGCAACGAUCAUGAUCAAGGGAUUGAUGAAUGCGAGAGCGGGGACAACUUAUCGAGUUUAUCAGAGGAUAACCGGGUUAGAGGUGGAUCAGAGCCGUUGUGCAACGAUGAUGCUAGCAGUGACUCUAAUUCGAUUAGGGAAAGUGGUGAUCCAGGACUGUUGUCCAGUCCUUCAAGUCUGGGUAUGCAGGCAGGAUCUAUUAUAAGGCCGAGUCCAACUCGGCUGCAAGAAGAGUUCUUACGGAAAUCCCACCUCUACGCGGAGCAGUUGAUGAAGCAGCAGAUGCAGUUCAUGGCUGUUGCUCGCGCGAGUGCAUUCCAGCUACACCAUGGAGCCCUGAGUCCUGAUAUGUGCAAAGUAGGAUUCAGGCCACCGGAAAAUGCAAAUACCUUUUCUAGCUUUGGAGGAAUCCAGUCGCACCUGAAUGCUAUUUCCAAAAUCUCAUCACAACUUACUUGCGAGGAAUCAGCCUUGAGUAGACUGACUGCCUUCGGGCUGUCUUCUUCGAGGGAGCUAUCGCAGUCACCACCUUCAUCUCUUAAUCAAUUUCAUCAGCACCACAACCACCCUCUGUUACCCCAUCAGCUUCUAAACAACAAUUUAAACGAAAGAAACCUGAAAUUCAGCAUAGACAAUAUCCUUAAAGCAGACUUUGGCCGAAGGAUAACCGACCCGAUUUUAAAACGAGCAGCUGGACAAAGUGCCGGUGGUGGUAAAUCAUCCCAUAAUGGUCGCAGGACUUCGAAUCGAACGAACAGUGAAAAACACGGUGCUCCCAUUGAUUUGACCAGUUCGCUCCUAGCGGGAUCAAGUGUAAAUAGUAAUAGUGCAAUUUCAACCCCUUCAGUGAAUUUAAGAACAUCCAUUGAUCCAGUACCGACGGCCACGUCACCAAGUUCUGCAUCGUCUAGCCCUAAUUUCAAUGUAGCGACGGCUGUGUCGUCGUCCCAGUCUAGUUCCACUUGCACGGCUACAUCACCUUCAAGUUCUUCAACCCCCGCGGCUGCUUCGAAUUCGGGUGGAUCAACGACGGAGAGUGGAAGCAGCAGUGGUGGCAGCGUGAACAAUGGAAGCGGUGGACCUGUAGUUUGGCCGGCAUGGGUCUAUUGCACUCGGUAUAGUGAUCGACCUAGUUCUGGACGAAGUCCGCGCACGCGUAAGCCAAAGAAACCCCCUAGUGAAAAGGGAACAUCAUCAGAUGAGAAACGUCCGCGAACGGCAUUCAGUGGCCCACAAUUAGCUCGAUUGAAGCAUGAGUUCAAUGAAAAUCGCUACCUUACCGAACGUCGACGACAACAGCUCAGCGCUGAAUUAGGCUUAAAUGAGGCUCAGAUAAAAAUCUGGUUUCAAAAUAAACGUGCAAAAAUUAAAAAGGCGAGUGGAACGAAAAAUCCUUUAGCUCUACAAUUGAUGGCCCAAGGACUGUAUAAUCAUUCAACUGUACCCUUAACACACGAAGAGGAGGAACUCCAGGAACUUCAUUCAAAAGGUGUUGCUUGAAUCCUUGCAGUAGUUGGGAUCUUUUGGUGUUGCUCUACAGAAGCGACUGUGACCCGUCCAGUGCCAUUAUAUCUUUAUGUUUCCAUACGAUCCUAGCAAAAUGUCAGUUUUGACUUUUCCAAUCCUGAAGAAAAAUUACAAUGUAACAGUGCCGAUGUGAAAAUAUACGACAUAUGAAAAUUUAUCUUGAAGGAAUCCAUUUUCUUCCCAACACAAUGAGAACUAUCUUUUUUUAGUUAUCUAGAUUCCCUAGUUAUCAUUCAAAGAUUCAAUAAAGAAAAGUGUACUAAACUCCGACAGGGUGAAUUCUCAGCAUAGUAAAAAGCGAAUUAUUUGAGAAAAUCAGAUAAAAUUCGUUGAAGUAAUAUUUUCAAAAUGAGAGCAACAACUUGUAUAAAUUCGAUUAAUUACCGAAACCUAAAUUAUAGAUACAACUCCUAAAUUAAGAAUAUUUUAAGAGGAAGACGAUACUGUUAAUAAGUAAUGCCACCUAAUGCGAAUGAGAAAGAACUUGUUGUAUACCUACAAAACUCUUAGACUUCUCUAUACUAGUCUUGAAUGCCCUAAUAAGUAUAUAUAAUUAUUAUCGAUUAGAAUAAUUGGAAUUGAAACAGUAGGAAACCAAUACAAAAUAGAUUUUGAAUAUUUCAAACGUGUACAUAUAAAAUAAAUGACUUUUAUUUAAAUGGAGGGUAGUGUCCUUAUUUGCUGACGGCGAAUUCCUUAGAGCUAUUUUGUAAUUUAUUAAAUAUUUUAUUUAAUUGGUAAAAAAAACAACUUUGCAUUUAUUUGCUUCUAUUUUGAUUUUAAUUCUAAAAUUACGCUAGUAGGCUCCUGGUGUUGUAAAGUUUCGGAUUGUAUAAUAUUUAAAAUCGAAGAAUAUUUUGAAGAAAUGUGUAAGAAGAGGUUAUUUAAUUAUAAACACGAGAAAAUAAAAGGA
Molecule: messenger RNA, 3138 nt
Organism: Hermetia illucens (black soldier fly)
Lineage: Eukaryota; Metazoa; Arthropoda; Insecta; Diptera; Stratiomyidae
Product: homeobox protein invected
Exons: 4
Coding region: 249-2198 (649 amino acids)
Biological process (GO): neuron differentiation; regulation of transcription by RNA polymerase II; multicellular organism development
Cellular component (GO): nucleus
Molecular function (GO): RNA polymerase II cis-regulatory region sequence-specific DNA binding; DNA-binding transcription factor activity, RNA polymerase II-specific
Source: RefSeq, a predicted model, not a curated record